Messenger RNA from Esox lucius (northern pike), 2878 nucleotides. RefSeq names its product eukaryotic translation initiation factor 4A1A (gene eif4a1a). Gene Ontology annotation, molecular function: ATP binding; translation initiation factor activity; RNA helicase activity. Lineage: Eukaryota; Metazoa; Chordata; Actinopteri; Esociformes; Esocidae. The transcript is spliced from 11 exons. The coding region runs from base 48 to 1271 and encodes 407 amino acids. The record is from RefSeq and is a predicted model, not a curated record. Gene Ontology annotation, cellular component: cytoplasmic stress granule. Gene Ontology annotation, biological process: cytoplasmic translational initiation.
GUUGCCGUAUAUAUAAGGUUUCUGCCACAUUUUCUUCCUUUGUGAUAAUGUCGGCUGAAUAUGAAGAUAGACCUCCCAGAGACAAUGGCCCAGAGGGCAUGGAGCCAGAUGGGAUCAUUGAGAGCAACUGGAAUGAGAUCGUGGACAGUUUUGAUGAGAUGAACUUGGGUGAAAAGCUACUCAGGGGAAUCUAUGCUUAUGGUUUUGAGAAACCUUCUGCCAUCCAGCAGAGGGCCAUCCUCCCUUGUAUCAAGGGUUACGAUGUGAUUGCACAGGCUCAGUCUGGUACUGGGAAGACCGCCACCUUCGCCAUCUCCAUCCUGCAGCAGAUUGACAUUGAGCUGAAGGGCACCCAGGCCCUGGUCCUGGCCCCCACCAGAGAGCUGGCUCAGCAGAUCCAGAAGGUCAUCUUGGCCCUCGGCGACUACAUGGGUGCCUCCUGCCACGCCUGUAUCGGUGGGACCAACGUCCGUAAUGAGGUCACCAAGCUUCAGGCUGAGGCCCCCCACAUAGUAGUGGGGACCCCCGGUCGUGUCUUUGACAUGUUAAACCGCAAAUAUCUAGCCUCCAAGAACAUAAAGAUGUUUGUGCUCGACGAGGCCGAUGAGAUGUUGAGCCGAGGGUUCAAGGACCAGAUUUAUGAGAUCUUCCAGAAGCUUCCCACUAGUACACAGGUGGUGCUGCUGUCUGCCACCAUGCCCCAAGAUGUGCUGGAGGUCACCAAGAAGUUCAUGCGUGAGCCGAUCCGCAUCCUGGUCAAGAAGGAGGAGCUGACCCUGGAGGGCAUCCGUCAGUUCUACAUCAACGUGGAGAAGGAGGAGUGGAAACUGGACACCCUAUGUGACUUGUACGAGACCCUGACCAUCACCCAGGCUGUCAUCUUCAUCAACACCAGGAGGAAGGUAGACUGGCUCACUGAGAAGAUGCACGCCAGGGACUUCACUGUCUCUGCUCUGCAUGGAGACAUGGACCAGAAGGAGAGAGACCUGAUCAUGAGAGAGUUCCGGUCGGGCUCCAGUAGAGUCCUCAUCACCACUGACCUGCUGGCCAGAGGUAUUGAUGUCCAGCAGGUGUCCCUGGUCAUCAACUAUGACCUGCCCACCAACAGGGAGAACUACAUUCACAGGAUUGGUCGGGGGGGUCGUUUUGGCCGAAAGGGUGUUGCCAUCAACAUGGUGACUGAGGAGGACAAGCGUACGUUGAGGGACAUCGAGACGUUCUACAACACCACUGUUGAGGAGAUGCCCAUGAAUGUGGCUGACCUCAUCUAGAGCUCCAUAUUCUAGAAGACUCCAUUCUGCCCCAGUCCCUUACCCCCCCAUACCCUUUCCAUGCCCCAUCAGCUUCAAAUGUCCCUUCUAAUAAGGAUUCAUUCAAUCCUGUCCCCCUUCCCACCUUGUGAUCCUUUUCAAUCUCUCCACCUCUUGACCUGUGAUCCAAUUCCAUUUCGCUUGUGAUACCUGUCCCUGAUCUACUGGUGGUCUAACCCAAUACAAAUGAUUUUAUGCUCUUAAUUGUGGGGGUCCUGUCUUGUCCUCAGACCAUUAUGAGUCUGAAGUUUAGCCCAUUUGUCUUUAGUCCUAUCUGACCCCACCACACCACCUUGGUCUUUCCAAAGUAAAAAACCAAUAGAAGCUUCUUGGCAUGUCCAGCUCAACUCCUUUACAUGUUGGUGACUGUUAGUUGGAGCGGAGUUUAGAGCGAAUGCUUGAUUGUUAGGAAGACUACCCCUUAAGGGUGGGUUUUGGGGUGCGUCUUUCCAUUAUGGGUAGUGUGGUCAUUCUGUUUAAUUUGACUCAGUACCAGCAUUUCCUAGUAUGGUUGGUUUAUAAUCUCCAUACUUAUCCCCCCCAAUCCAUGCAACUUAGUGGCAUUUGUGAGUGUGGGUGGGAAGUGACUUGGUGUUUUUGGCAAACUGGCUGCAUCUUAUUCCGCACCCCAUACUCUGUAUGGCACCUUAGACAAUAGGGAGCUGUUGGGACACUUUACAUUUGUGGUUUGAGCUUCAGUCAGUGGGUGUUGCUCAUUAAGUGUGACUGAAACAAUGGACCUUUUUUGGUUUUGAGAUGUUCAUACAUAAAUGUCUACCUGGACCGUACUUACAUAAGACUACAACCAUGUAUCAAACAGAAAUUGGUAUCUAACCUCUUGAGGUGGAGUUUAAAGGGGCGUCACCCAUCUUCAACAAAUAAAAAAAUGUAUAGUAAACACGUGAUCAUGAAUGACUAUGACAUGUUUUCCCCUUGAUCUUUAUCUGAACUCUGCUGUGCUAUUCUCUUGUUUAUACUUCAGCUUUAUCUUGUAUAGUCCAAGUUGUGAGGUAGCAUUUAUUUUAGUCAGUCCUGCCUGUUAUUGGGGUGCAGGGCAAAACGGCUCAAGGCAGAAUAGGAUGUGGAGGAUAUUGCUCUCCAUGCCUUGUUUCAAACUGUCAUGAACCCUGCUAUGGGGAUUUCAAAGGCUAGGUCUUGUUUUCUUUGAUCUUUCUUUGCAGAAAUAUCCAAUUUGCAAGGGUGGUGUCUCUUUUGUAACCUACCUCACCAAACAACUCUGUUGGAGGGGUCUUUACACAUAAAGGACCAAACUACAAAUGAUUGAGUAUAUAGAGAUACUAUAAUAUUAUGUCUGUCUUUUUUUAUUUUUUUUUCACAGUUUAAAAAAUUGCCUGUCAUUUGGGAGGGAGGGAUGGGUUAGAGGGAUUGUGGGAGUUUAUUGGUUGGUCAGUGCUAUUUUUUAAAUGAAUUUAUUAAAGGAUGUGAUGAAUUGUUAACUUUUUUCAAGACAGAGGCCGUGUAUCAACUUUUCUACAUUGGGUUCUGUAUAGUAUUUAUUUUAAUGGUCUUAAAUAAAAUAAAGGCAUUUCUCCUUUUUAACAAGUAAA